Sorex fumeus (smoky shrew) is the source of this 6696-nucleotide messenger RNA. RefSeq names its product ninein (gene NIN). Gene Ontology annotation, biological process: centrosome-templated microtubule nucleation; microtubule anchoring at centrosome; centrosome localization. Gene Ontology annotation, cellular component: centrosome; mitotic spindle pole; centriole. Gene Ontology annotation, molecular function: calcium ion binding. Lineage: Eukaryota; Metazoa; Chordata; Mammalia; Eulipotyphla; Soricidae. The coding region runs from base 210 to 6605 and encodes 2131 amino acids. The record is from RefSeq and is a predicted model, not a curated record. The transcript has 31 exons.
GGGGUGGCGGCGGCCGAGCGGGGACCUGAGCGCGCCCGCACCGCGCUGCAGCUGCCGCUCCCGCCGCCCACCCAGCCUGCGUGCAGCCGCGGUCAUGGGUCCCGUCGCGGCGCCGGGCCCCUGAACCCCGGGACGCGAGCGCCGGAGGCGGCCGGCGGGCCGGCGCGGCACCCAGACGCCGACUGAAGGUGAGCGCUGUGGGCUAUGGGAUGGAUGAGGUGGAGCAGGACCAGCAUGAGGCCCGACUCAAGGAGCUGUUUGACAGUUUUGACACAACGGGCACUGGGUCCCUGGGACAGGAGGAACUCACUGACCUCUGCCACAUGUUGAGUUUGGAGGAGGUGGCACCAGUGCUGCAAGAGACACUGCUUCAGGACAACCUGUUGGGCAGGGUGCACUUUGACCAAUUUAAAGAAGCAUUAAUACUUAUCUUAUCUAGAACUCUGUCAAAUGAAGAACACUUUCAAGAACCAGACUGUUCCCUGGAAGCUCAGCCCAAAUAUGUCCGAGGUGGGAAGCGUUACGGCCGUAGGUCUUUACCUGAGUUUCAAGAGUCCGUGGACGAGUUUGCUGAGGUGACAGUCAUUGAGCCACUCGAUGAAGAAGCGCAGCCUUCGCACAUCCCCGCCGGUGACCACAGUGAGCACUGGAAGACUCAACGCAGUGAGGAGUAUGAAGCUGAAGGCCAAUUAAGAUUUUGGAACCCAGAUGACUUGAAUGCCUCACAGAGUGGGUCUUCCCCUUCCCAAGACUGGAUUGAAGAGAAGCUACAGGAAGUUUGUGAAGAUUUGGGCAUCACCCGGGAUGGUCACUUGAACCGAAAGAAGCUGGUCUCUAUCUGUGAGCAGUAUGGAUUGCAGAAUAUUGAUGGCGAGAUGCUCGAAGAAGUCUUUAAUAAUCUUAAUCCUGAUGGUACAAUGAGUGUAGAAGAUUUUUUUUAUGGUCUGUUUAAAAAUGGGAAAUCCCUUACACCGUCAGCAUCUACUCCUUAUAGACAAUUGAAAAGGCACCUCUCCAUGCAGUCUUUUGAUGAGAGUGGGAGACGUACAACAACCCCACUGGCGAUGACGAGUAACUUUGGCUUUCGGGUCUUCUCUUGCCUGGAUGAUGGCAUGGGCUGUGCAUCAGUGGAGAGAAUCCUGGACACCUGGCAGGAAGAGGGCAUUGAGAAUAGCCAGGAGAUCCUGAAGGCCUUGGAUUUCAGCCUCGAUGGAAAUGUCAACUUGACAGAAUUAACUCUGGCUCUUGAAAAUGAGCUUUUGGUUACCAAGAACAGCAUCCACCAGGCAGCUCUAGCCAGCUUUAAGGCUGAGAUCAGGCAUUUGCUGGAGCGAGUUGAUCAAAUGGUCAGAGAAAAAGAGAAGCUACGGUCAGAUCUAGACAAGGCUGAGAAACUCAAAUCUCUAAUGGCAUCAGAGGUGGAUGAUCAUCACGCAGCCAUCGAGCGUCGGAAUGAAUACAACCUCAGGAAACUAGAUGAGGAGUACAAAGAACGCAUAGCAGCCUUAAAGAAUGAACUCAAAAAAGAGAGAGAGCAGAUCCUGCAACAGGUGGGCAAGCAGCGUGUAGAACUUGAGCAGGAAAUUGAAAAGGCCAAAACAGAAGAGAACUAUGUCCGGGACCGCCUGGCCCUCUCUUUAAAGGAAAACACCCGCCUAGAAAAUGAGCUUCUGGAAAAUGCAGAGAAAUUGGCAGAGUAUGAAAAUCUGACAAAUAAACUUCAGCGAAAUCUGGAAAAUGUAUUAGCAGAAAAGUUUGGUGACCUUGAUCCCAGCAGUGCUGAAUUCUUUCUGCAAGAAGAGAGGCUGACACAGAUGAGAAAUGAAUAUGAGCAACAGUGCAGGGUAUUACAAGAUCAAGUAGAUGAACUCCAGUCUGAGCUGGAAGAAUAUCGUACACAAGGCAAAAUGUUCAGACUUCCCUUGAAGAACUCUUUGUCAGAAGAACUUGAUAUUAACAGUGGUUGCCUUGAGCCUGACCAAGGCCUUGGUUCUGAAGAAUGCAACCCUGUGACGAUGAGCAUUGAGGCGGAGCUGGUCAUCGAACAGAUGAAGGAGCAGCACCACAGGGACUUAUGUCGUCUAAGACUAGAGCUUGAAGACAAAGUACACCACUAUGAGAAGCAGCUAGAGGAAGCCAAGGUGCGCUGUGAAGAAAAGCAGGAGAACAUGAAGCAAAAGUAUGAGAGCGAAGCACACACAUUGGAAAAGCAAAUAAGUGACCUUAAAAAUGAAAUUUCAGAACUUCAGGGGCAGGCAGCAAUGCUCAGGGAGGCAGAACAUUUGACAGCUUGCAGGCAUGAGGCAGAGAAAAAAGAACUGCAGGUGAAGUGUGAGGAGGAGAAGACACACCUGCAGGAGACACUGAGGCUGCAACACGAGCAGGAGCUCCAGGCCCGACUGGAGCAGGCAGAGGACAAAUUUAACAGAGAGAGGGAUGGACUUCUUCAAAACGGCACUUGGACGGCAGAGAAGGUGAGGGACUUGACUCAGGAACUAGAGCAGCAGCAUCAGCAGCAGCUGAAAAGCCUGGCAGAGAAGCACGCUCAUGAGAAAGAGGAGUUGCGGAAAGAGCUUUCGGAGAAACACCAAAGGGAACUUCAGGAGAGAAGGGAAAAAAUGGAAACUGAGUGUACUAGAAGAACCUGUGAGCUAGAAGCCCAGUUUCAGGCUGAUUGUCAGAAAGUCACUGAGCAGUGCGAGAGUGCUCUGCACAGCCUGGAGGGCCACUACCGCCAGGAGCUGAAGGACCUACAGGAGCAACAGCAGGAGGAGAGAGCACAGUGGGAGUUUGAGAAGGAUGAGCUCACCCAGGAAUGUGCAGAAGCCCAGGAACGGCUUAAAGAGACUCUCCAAAGGGAGAAAACCACAUCUCUGGUCCUGACCCAGGAGAAAGAGAUGCUUGAGAAAACAUACAAAGAACAUUUGAAUAGCUUGGUGGCUGAGAGACAGCAGCUACUCAGAGACCUGCAAGAGCUGAGAAACGUGUCUGAAAGUCAGCAGAGCCUGCUCUCCAGCCCGAUCUUUGAGCUGAAGAGUAGCCCUCCAAGAGAGCUGAGGGACCACGGGCAGUGUCAGGCAGGUAUCUGUAAGCAGCCGGCCCUCCAGCACCUGGAAAUGGAAAGGCUGGAAUUGGAGCAUGAUCAGGAGAGGCAGGGAAUGAUGACCAAACUGCUGGCCAUGGAGAGCAUCCACAGGAAGGCACGGGAGAAAGCAGAGCUAGAGAAGGCUGAGUUGAGCACAGAAAUCUCCAGGCUUCAGGAUCAGAUUAAGGAACUACAGCAGGCAGCUUCUCCCCUAUCCCCACUUCAUAGUGGCUGCCAGCCCAUAGGAGGAGAGGAGGUGGAUGGAGGUGGAACUAUGUCCCUGCUGGAGCAAGGAGAGCAACUGCUGGAAGAGAAUGGGGACGUCCUCUUAAGCUUGCAGAGAGCUCAUGAACAGGCUGUGAAAGAAAAUGUGAAAAUGGCUGCUGAAAUUUCUAGACUGCAGCAGAGGCUGCAAAAAUUAGAGCCUGGGUCAGUUAUGUUGUCUUGCUUAGAUGAGCCAAUAAAUGGGUUAUUUGGAAAUUCCAUGGAGCAAACAGAGCCUUUGAUACGGCAUAAUAGAAUGAAGCAAAUUGGUGUGACUGCAUCACAUGUCCUAAGUGAGCUACAGGAUGAUGAGGUGCAGGAUGUAGGGAGCACGGGGACAAGCUCCAUCCAGAGACAGGGGGUCAAAGUAGAAGAAUUUGAGGCAUCAAUGGAGAGUUUUUCUGAGCUUGAAAACAGUGAAGAGACCAGAACUGAGACCUGGGACCUCAAAAAUCAGGUUUGUCAACUUCAAGAACAGUUGAUGCUCUUGCGUGCAGAUUGUGAUCGAGCUUCUGAAAAGAAACAAGACCUGCUUUUUGAUGUUUCUGUGCUGAAACGGAAACUGAAGGUUCUUGAGCGAAUCCCUGAGACUUGUUCCAGGUACAAAUUGCUCUAUGAAGAUGCGAACAGAGAAAAUGACUGUCUUCAGGAAGAGCUGCGAGAGAUCGAAACACGCUACGAUGAAACGCUAGAAAACAACAAAGAACUCACGUCAGAAGUUUUCAGGUUGCAGGAUGAACUGAAGAAAGUGGAAGAAGUGGCGGAGACAUUCCUUAGCCUAGAAAAGAGUUAUGACGAGGUCAGAAAUGAAAAUGAGGAGCUGCACGUUUUAGUUUCGAGACUUCAGCGUAAGAUUGAGAAGCUACAGGAGCAAGCAGGACCCAGAGGGGAUUGUCACUCCCUAUCGGCAGCCAGUUCAGAUGACCUGGAAGUCCAGCCUGAUGGCCAGGUACUUAAACUCAGUCAUACACUAGAAGAGUGUGUGCCAGAGGUUCACCAUAUGAUAGAAGAACAUUUUCAGGAAAACCAGUUUUUGGAGCAGGAGAAUACACAACUCCUGGAAAAAGGAAAAGCUUAUGAAACUGCAAGGCUGCACAGGGCAAUCCCGAGCCUUCAAGAAAAGCCUGGAGUACAGAACCAAAGUAUGCUAGAGGAAUACCCUGUUCUCCUCCACUUUCAAGACAAACAUUUCCAGCGUCAGGCCAUGCUGGCAGAGUUAGAAGUGGAGAAAAAAAAACUCCAAGAGCUAACUAGGAUGCUGAGGGAGAGAGUUACUACUUUAGUGAAGCAAAGAGAUGUCCCUUCUCAAGGAGAAAAGGAGGAAGAAUUGAAGGCAAUGAUGCACGACUUGCAAAUCACAUGCAGUGAGAUGCAGCAAAAGGUGGAACUUCUGAGAUAUGAAUCUGAGAAGCUUCAAGAAGAAAAUUCUAUUUUGAGAAAUGAAAUUACUACUUUAAAUGAAGAAGAUAGCAAUUCUAACUUGAAAUUAGGGACAGUAGAUGAAUCUCAGGAACAAAUGUGGCAGAAGAUAGAAACUAUAAAACAGGAAAAAAAUGCAGUCCAGAAGAUGGCAGAAGUUUUAAAGAAACAGAUUUCAGAAUUAAAAACCAGGAACCAACAGUUGGAUUUGGAAAAUACAGAGCUUAACCAAAAGAACUCUCAGAAUCAGAAAGAGUUGCAAGAACUUAACCAGCGUCUGGAGGAAAUGCAAUGCCAGAAGGCAGAUGAGCCUGAACACUGUCCAUUGGUGGAAUGGGAACAAGAGAAGUCUCAGCUGGAAAAACUAGAGCACUGUCGGGUGCAGUCCUCCACCUUAGUGUCUUCUCUGGAGGCAGAACUUUCUAAAGUUAAAAUGCAGAUCCAUCUCGUGGAACAGGAAAACCUCCUUCUUAAAGAUGAACUGGAGAAAAUGAAACAACCUCACAGAUGUCCUGAUCUCUCGGACUUCCAGCAAAAAAUUUCUACUGUUCUAAGCUACAAUAAACAGCUGCUGAAAGAAAAGGAGGCUCUGAGUGAAGAAUUAAACAGCUAUGCUGAUGAGUUGGCAAAAUCAAGACUUUUAGAGCACAGGAUUACUGCUCUGAAGCAGGAACAGAAGUCUUGGGAACAUCAGAAUGAAAACUUGAAGACACAGCUGGUGGCAUCACAGGAAAAGGUUCAGAGUCUAGAAGACACUCUGCAGAACAUAAACCUGCAAAUGUCCCGUAUUAAAUCUGAUCUUCGAGUGACUCAGCAAGAAAAUGAGGCUUUAAAACAAGAAUUGGUGUCUUUACAUAAGCAACUUCAGAAUGCUGAUGACAAGAACUGGGCCCCAGAAAUAGCUACCCAUCCAUCAGAGUUCCAUAAUCAGCAGCAAAGACCAUCUUGGGACAAGUUGGAUCAUCUGAUAAAUGAGGAACAACAGCUGCUUUGGCAAGAGAAUGACAAACUCCAAACAGUAGUGCAGAACACCAGAGAAGAACUUACACACUCCCGGGAGAAGAUCCGUCAACUGGAAUCCAGCCUUCUUCUCCCUAAACACCCAAAACAUCUAAAUCCAUCAAGUACUGUGAAACCCACAGAUCAAGAGAAGCUAAGCUUAAAGAGAGAGUGUGAGCAGUUUCAGAAGGAAGGAGCUGCUAAUAGGAAGGCCAGCCAGAUGAAUUCCCUUGAACAAGAAUUAGAAACAAUUCACUUAGAAAAUGAAGUCCUGAAAAAGAAACAAGUAAAACUGGAUGAGCAGCUAAUGGAGAUGCAGCUCCUGAAGUCCACUGUGAUGCUUAGCCCAUCCCCUCAUACUUGGGAUCUGCCCCUACUCCAGCAGCAAGCCUGUCCGAUGGUGCCCAGGGAGCAGUUUCUGCAGCUCCAACAUCAGCUGUUGCAGGCAGAAAGGAUAAAUCAGUGCCUGCAAGAGGAACUUGACAACAGAACCUCCGAAACCAACACACCACAGGAAAACCAGGAACAAUUGGUAACUGCCAUGGAGGAAAGAAUGAUAGAAGUUGAACAGAAAUUGAAACUGGUGAAGAGGCUUCUUCAGGAGAAAGUGAACCAGCUCAAAGAACAACUUUGCAAGAAUACUAAAGCAGACGCAAUGGUGAAGGAUUUAUAUGUUGAAAAUGCCCAGUUGUUGAAAGCUCUGGAAAUGACUGAACAGCGACAGAAAACUGCAGAGAAGAAAAAUUACCUCCUAGAAGAGAAGAUUGCUAACCUCAGUAAUAUUGUCAGGAAUCUGACACCAGCACCACUAACUUCUACACCUCCUCUGAGGUCAUAGUGAAGCCAAAGGAUACUUUCUUAUUUAUGCACUUUACUGAAGUGUAUGGUACAUUUCAGUAGGUUCUCUUAACCUUUAAGAUAUAUAUAUG